Messenger RNA from Sorex araneus (European shrew), 1219 nucleotides. RefSeq names its product protein phosphatase 1 regulatory inhibitor subunit 14D (gene PPP1R14D). The record is from RefSeq and is a predicted model, not a curated record. The transcript has 4 exons. NCBI's taxonomy places the organism in Eukaryota, Metazoa, Chordata, Mammalia, Eulipotyphla, Soricidae. The coding region runs from base 1 to 417 and encodes 138 amino acids. Gene Ontology annotation, cellular component: cytoplasm. Gene Ontology annotation, biological process: regulation of phosphorylation. Gene Ontology annotation, molecular function: protein serine/threonine phosphatase inhibitor activity.
AUGCCGUCUUCAAGCCCUGCUGCCUGCACAUCUCCUCAGCCAAACACGGAGGCCUCGAGUAAGAAGGUCCAGUGGGCUCCAGGGAGCAGGAGGCUCUCGUCCACAGACUCAGAGUCAAAGGCGCCCAGGGCUCGGAGACCCAGCCGGCUGACGGUGAAGUAUGACCGAGGGCAGCUCCAGAGCUGGCUGGAGAUGGAGCAGUGGGUGGACGCCCAAGUUCAGGAGCUCUUCCAGGAUCAACCGGCCCUUACUGAGCCUGAGAUUGACCUGGAGGUGCUAAUGGACCUACCGACAGAGGAGCAGAAGACUUGGCUACAGGAUAUUCUCCGAGACAGUCCCCGCCCCACAGAGACUUUUAUCUCUGAGCUGCUCAGCCAACUCAAGAAACUCCGGAGACUCAGUCGGCCUCAGAAAUAAACCUGUGACACACCUUCGGCAGCCUCAGGCCUCCUGUGCGCCUCUGGACCCAGGCCCAACAGGAUGGCAGUUCUUCGGGACAAAGAAUGUGGAGGAUGAAGAGGGACAUUUGACCAGCCCAGUGUAUGCGCUAGUUUCUAUCAGCUGGACUUUCUGGAACUGAUUGUGGCUAUUCCCCUAUGCUUUUCUUGACAACCAAGUGGAUAAAAACCUUUAGGAGCCUUGGCUGAAUGAAGUGUGAAGUAUAUCUAUGUUGAGGGAUAGGGGUGUGUGCAGGGGUGAUGAGUGGGGAGUGAUACUCUCAGAGGUAAGCAAGUAACUAGGCUCUAUCCACACGUCAUCCACUCAUCCUCCCACCUACCAACUCAUUCUUGCCUUUUUUUUUUAGGGGGGGUUACACCCUGCGAUGCACAGGGGUUACUCCUGGCUCUGCACUCAGGAAUAACUCCUGGAGGUGCUUGGGGGACCAUGUGGGAUGCUGGGAAUCGAACCUGGGUUGGCCACUCUGCUAUUGCUCCAGCUCCCCAACUCAUUCUUCUACCCAUUAAUCCACCCACAUACCUAUCCAUCCUUUUAUCCAUUCACUAUCCCAUAUAUCAGCUCUUCUUGUUUUGGGGCCACACCUGGUGGUGCUCAGGGAUCAUCCUAGCUCUGUAAAACCUGGGGUCACUCACGGCUGGACACAGGAGACCAUAUGGGGCACCGGGCAUCGAACCUGGUUUGGCUGCUUGCAAGGCAACUGCCCUACCCAAUAUAUUAUCACUCGGCCCCCCCAUCCAUUCAUUCAUCAUCCAUCCAUCUA